GAAGGAGGAACCUGAGACUGCCUAGAAAUUCUAUGUAGUAGAGAACAAAUCUACCCUGAGGAGUCAAAAGGAGAGUUGCUGGUGAGAUCAAUCGUGAGUUCUGCGAGUUGUGUGCUGCUGGUCCGUACCAUGCACUUGGAAAUGUAUAAUCACCCCCGGCUCUCCGAAUCGACCACGUAGGGCCAGCAGACGGCCAUCGGGCAGUGGUUGGGCCAAGGCGGAGGCGGUUUGUUUUGGACGCAACUUUUGGGACCUCGAGAGACUCCCGCGAUCCUUCAGCAAAAGCAGUGAAUGAACAAGGAUCAAUCAAUCCCCCACAAUACCCUUGGAUGCUGACAGGAGAAUUGUUGAUUUCCAUCAUUUCAAUCCGGAGCCAUGUGUAUUGCACUCGUCUCGACCUCACACCCGUCGUAUUCGCUUAUAGUCAUCGACAACCGCGAUGAAUUCCUCCGUCGGCCAACCUCAUCUCUCGAGUGGUGGCCAGAGCCGAAUGGCCAUGUGCUGGCCUCGCGCGACCUGGCGCGUGCCGUCCAUGGCACCUGGAUGGGAGUGACACGGCAGGGGAAAGUGGCUGUCCUGACCAACUACCGCGAGGACACGGCGGAUGCCGUGUCUGGGAUGCGUAGCCGAGGUGUGAUCGUUAACAGCUGGCUGGCGACGCCGGCAGACGGCAGCGGAACAACCCGCGAGUUCGCCGAGGAGAUGAUUGCCAGUCAGACGUUUUCCGGCGUCGGUGGGUUCAGUCUGGUAUUUGGCAGGGUCAACGAGCCUCUGGCGGUGGUAUCGAACCGGUCAUCGCAGAUCGAGAACGUCGACUGGAUUGCCACGGAGAAGAAGCAGACAGUCGGGCUCAGCAACACCGCGUUCGAUGACCGGUCAUGGCCUAAGAUCCUCGAUGGCGAGAGGCUGAUGGAGGAGGCGAUUGCCUCACAUGUCGCUGCAGGCGAGAACGAGGAGGAUCUGAUCCAGCGACUGCUCGCUGUGCUGUGUACGGAUACCCUCCCCCGCAUGCCGGAGGGGUCUGGUCUGGAGACAUACCUCCCGCAUCUACGCAAGAGCAUCUUCAUCCCUGUCAUCGGUCAUACGGACCGUCAACCCGUUCCAGCUUUGGACAAGGAGGGAGCGGAGGAGAGGUUGAAGGCAGCCUCUCAGCCAGAUGCUGCUCUGGACCCGGCAUACAUACAGGGUGCCUAUGGAACCCAGAAGCAAACCGUGGUGCUUGUAACAGACCAGGGCCGCGUCCGUUACUUUGAAAGGACUCUCUAUGACCAGCAAGUCAACCCCGUUCCGCAAGGGGAGGGCGACACAUCGGUCGAGUUUACCGUUGAGCCGCCGCCGUCGAACCCUGACGAGGGUUCCUCAUGAAAUUCCCCCUGCUGUUACCUCUACUCUGCAGGUCAGCUCUGCAGGUCAGAGUGUUCCCUGCUAUCUUCACGAGCACACCAGGUGCACGAAUGAAUGAAUGACCGGAUCGAUCUCUGGCCAAGCGCCUCUUCCACCCUCUUCUUCUUAGUCUAUAGCUUUGCGGUGGGUAAUUAAAACCCUCGCCUGUAUAUAGCCGAUCAGAUAAACCAUCCAAAAGCCGCACCAGGCAUUCAACGAAUACCCAUUUGGCAUUUCCGAUAAG
Molecule: messenger RNA, 1627 nt
Organism: Penicilliopsis zonata CBS 506.65
Lineage: Eukaryota; Fungi; Ascomycota; Eurotiomycetes; Eurotiales; Aspergillaceae
Exons: 3
Coding region: 376-1365 (329 amino acids)
Biological process (GO): Golgi organization; protein secretion
Cellular component (GO): Golgi apparatus
Source: RefSeq, a predicted model, not a curated record